UCUUGCCUGUAUAUAAAAUGAUUAACCUGGUGGCAAAAUCUGCCAGAUGUGCACGUUUGAUCACUCAUAAACCAAUCGUUGUCAGAAGUACUCUGGUUGCGUCCCAGUAUAGAUUCUACAGUGAGAAAAAGGACGAGAAAAAACCUGACUCCAUCUUGGACGAGGACCUUCUUGCCAAAGCGGGCAUUGAUUCAGACCCUAAAAUACAAUCAAAAGAAGAGCCUAAAAGGCACGAGCCUCAAGAAGACGAGUUUGGUCAACCUAGAAAAAGAAGAAACAACGUUAAGUCCUCUUUGGAUAAGAAGAAAGAAAGACUGGCCAAAUUGUUUUGGUUCUCUGUUCUAGGAACCGCUUUGGCUGGAGGAAUCUACAACUCCAGAGACUGGGAUCCAGAAGAAGAUAAAGAGCUUUACAACUCUGAAGAGAAUGGGUUGAAUCCAGUUAAUGUGUGGACUAGAUUCAAGAAGAGAAUGUGGGGAGUUACAAACGUGUUUUCCGAGCCAGCGUUCACCGAUCUUCUUCCACCUCCCCCUCCUGCCCCUUACAGACACCCAUUGACAUUGGUGUUAGAACUUGAUGAUCUGCUUAUUCAUGCCGAUUGGGACCACAAAAAAGGUUGGAAGACUGCCAAGAGGCCGGGGGUUGAUUACUUUUUGGGCUACCUCUCCCAAUACUACGAAAUUGUGAUCUUCUCUAGAUCUUCCAUGGCUUUUGCGGAAACAGCAGUUGCUAAGCUAGACCCAUAUCAUGCUUUCAUUUCCUACUCUUUGUUCCGGGAGGCUUGCAGAACCAAAGAUGGAAAAGUGAUCAAAGAUUUGAGCUUGAUGAACAGGGAUUUGGGAAAACUGAUCAUUAUUGAUCCAGAUGAAUCAUGCUACUCGAUGCAGCCUGAAAAUGCCAUCCCUAUUGAUAAAUGGGAUGGCAAAAAAGACGAUAAGCUUGUUAGAUUGAUUCCUUUCCUUGAAUAUCUUGCCACGCAGCCAAUCAAGGAUGUCAGGCCUGUUUUGGCGUCAUUCAAAGACAAAAAGAAGAUCCCUGAAGAGUUUGCUGAGAGAGAGGCAAAGUUGAGACAACAAUGGGAGAAAGAACAAAAGCAAAUCAAUGGCUCCACCCUUACCUCCUCAUUGCUUGGUAUUUCCCAAAUGAGACCUAGAAAGAUGCCUUUGGAUCUCAUAAGAGAACACGGGCAGAAGAACUACCUUCACAUGUACAAUUAUUUGAAGGAGAAUGGAGAGAAAUUGUUGCAAGAAGAGCAACAGAAAACGAAAGAGCUAUUGGCCGAUCAAAAGUUGACUUUGGAGAAGAUCUUCACUGAGGGGAUGCCAACCGCGGAGGACAUCGCUAAGCAGCAGGCCAUUCAGGCCGCUCAAGAUGGACAGGCUCCAGCAAAACGAUAACUGUUAUGAAUGAGUAUGACCAGAUAUGUCUAUGUGCGUUUUGUAUAUUGGAAUCUCUAGUAUUUACCAAGAGCCAGGCUCUUAAUUAGUUCGUAUGCAAUACUUCCUUCCAUUGGAAGAGAAACGUCAUCAAGUUCCCCGCCAUUCAAAAGGGUUUUGAUAUCGUCAACAUCAAACCAUCUACAAUCGGCCAGUUCGUUAUCCAACUCUGUGUUGAUAACUUCAUUAACUCCAUCGAAGUGAACAAUGCCAAAACAACCAAUCAUCAAAUUCGCAGGGAAUGGCCAAGGUUGACUUGCAGCUAUCUUGACUUCCCGCGCAGAACAUCCAGUCUCUUCCCAGAUUUCUCUGAGUGUGGACUCUUCUAUGGUUUCACCUGGCUCCAUAAACCCAGCAAUACAAGAGAACAUUCUCUUACCGUUAGGACCAGCAGGAUGUCUUUGAUUGUUCCCCAAAAGGAUUUUUUUCCCAUCAGAAGAUACAGCGCCCACGAUGAUGACCGGAUCUGUACGAGGGAAGCAGACAUUACUCACAGCAGAGCUUUUCACAGGACACUCUUCUUUGGGAGUUUUGCAUAAGAGUCUUGUUCCAGCAUCCACUGGAAUCACUUGCCGCCCACAGCCAGGACAGAACUUGUUUCUCAUAAGCCAAUCCAUAUACAUUUUGGAAUACGCAAAUAAAGAAGACUCGUUUUUGGACACUGUAAGAAUACUCAUCAUGUUGUUGACAGUUUUCACAUCUUCGAAGGAUGACAGAUAGGUUUGGAAUUCCUGACAUUGUGUGACAUCAACUGCAUAGUACGGAGUCCCCUGAAAUUUGUCGUACUUAAACUGAGGGUACUCUUUCAGCUUAUAGGAGUUUGGAUAUAUGAAAGAGCCGCUCAAAGAGUUGUCGUUGAAGAGGUAUUUUUCAUCCAAUCCGUCUUCAUCGAGACCCAGAAAGACUAGCGUAACAUCGUCUCUUAAAUCAUUCGCUUUCUUUGAAUUCUUCAUACUCCAGUCAUGAAGAAUUCGAAUCAAUUGUGAGGGAAGAGUAUUCAGUUGCAAAUUCAGCAUGCCAAACUUGCCGUCUCUUUGAAUCAUAUAAGGAUGAAUUCCAUUUUUGCCAUCCUGUUUAUAAAAUACUAAACGUGCGGGGGAAAGGGGAUCGAGAAUGGUCUUGGAGAUAAAAUCAUCGUUGGUUCGUAAGAAUGAAAACCUAUUGAGAGUUGUAGUCGUUCCAAAAAAGAUAUCCGUCAUGCCCCUCUUUCUUUUAAAUCCUCUAACAAAAUUCAAAGAACGAAAUACUUUAUCUAUG
This is a messenger RNA of Ogataea polymorpha, 2693 nucleotides long. RefSeq lists its product as uncharacterized. Bases 18 to 1397 code for a protein of 459 amino acids. Lineage: Eukaryota; Fungi; Ascomycota; Pichiomycetes; Pichiales; Pichiaceae. The transcript has a single exon. Gene Ontology annotation, molecular function: phosphoprotein phosphatase activity. The record is from RefSeq and is a predicted model, not a curated record.